This is a messenger RNA of Prosopis cineraria, 1051 nucleotides long. RefSeq lists its product as uncharacterized. Bases 309 to 737 code for a protein of 142 amino acids. The transcript has 3 exons. The record is from RefSeq and is a predicted model, not a curated record. NCBI's taxonomy places the organism in Eukaryota, Viridiplantae, Streptophyta, Magnoliopsida, Fabales, Fabaceae.
ACGGGAUAUGACGCUUUAAUGUGCAAUGACGAAACUACCCUUGGUCCCUUGAGCCUUUCAAAUCACCCCAUAAACCUGAACACUGAAACCCUAGGGCUAGGGUUUAAUUACUCUCGCGAUUCCCUCCAUAAAGCGAGCAUCUUGUUCACUAGCUUUGGGAUUUUAUAAUUAUUGGAAUACCCUGCCAUUCUCAACCUUUAUUUAUCGAGAUUCGUUUUGGUGGAUUUUUGUUUGAUCCAUCGCUCUUUCUUGUUACUGUUCGGACUUCAACGUCCUCUAAGCGUUCAAAUCCAUGGUCAUCAGCCUCCAUGGACCCGGUGCACCCAACUACGCCUCCAGUUGAUCAUGAAGAAGAUGAGUGGGACACUGAUGGAUUUGUGAUUCCAAGUUUGGGAAUUGGAAACCCAGAUGAAAGCAGACCUGCUCCUGUCAUAGAAUCCUCUAAUUCUCCUGCACAGCCUAAGAAGGAAGAGAACAUCUAUCUGGGACCUCACGGAGCACCUCCAUCUCACUCAAAACAGCAAGAGCUAAACUCGAUGAGCCGAAAGCAUCGAUUGAAGCAGAAAUUGAAAGAAGCUGAUAAGAAGACUAGUAGUGGAGCAGGCAGGGAGAAUAAGAUAGAUAAUCUGAGAGAGCUUGUUGGUGGUGGUGGUAGAGAAAGUAGGAGUAUGUCAAAGGGGUCCCAAAAGGACUGGUUAGAUCCACAUUGCCAUGAAUCUCAGUUCGAGAGGAGGUGACAUGAUGAUGUAAUUGGAGGUAUUAUCUAUCUGUUAAUUGCCCUUUUUUACUUCUUGGUAGAGUAUGAUGAUGCAUUUCUGGCUGAAGUUUCGAAAGUCGUGUAUCUUGACAAUAAUUUCACCACUUGACCUUUUAGUGUACGACAUGAAGGUCUUGGUUUUUCUGAUAAUUCUUGUAGAGUUUGAUGAUGCAACUCCUGCGAGGAUUUCAAAAGUGAUGUAUCUUGGCAAUAGUGUUAAAGGGCUUGGUAGGGGUCAAGAUAUUUGCACGCAACUUUUCUGAGUGAAAGAAUGAUAUGCUUACUUUUUUGACA